Molecule: messenger RNA, 3860 nt
Organism: Anolis carolinensis (green anole)
Lineage: Eukaryota; Metazoa; Chordata; Lepidosauria; Squamata; Anolidae
Gene: prkaca
Product: protein kinase cAMP-activated catalytic subunit alpha
Exons: 10
Coding region: 691-1890 (399 amino acids)
Biological process (GO): protein phosphorylation
Cellular component (GO): nucleus
Molecular function (GO): protein serine/threonine kinase activity; protein kinase A regulatory subunit binding; ATP binding
Source: RefSeq, a predicted model, not a curated record
UGCGUUGUGGGGGUUCCCUACCUGAUGAGAACCUUAUUUGCCCUACCUUCAGGCCUGAGGGUGAAAGGGAUUCAGAGAAUCUCUGAGCUAUUUUAAGCCUUAUUGCGUGGCCCUCACUACAGUUGAUCUGGCAAGCCUGUCUCCCUCCCUCCUUCUGUAUUAAUCAAAUCUGCCCGCUGUUCACCCUCUGACCAGCUGUUUAAGUGACCAGGCUGACUGUGUUUGUUGCUGAAGACACAGAGACUAUGGACUGGGUGAUGCUGGACGUUUCCUGGACAUCGUGGGAGUUGGGGGAUCCUGGUAUGCACAUGGAUGGCUGCCCUGGAGAGCUACGUACCAGUUGCUGAACUGUCAUGAGUGUUUUGGUCCAAGGAAGUGGGUUUGAUGAAAAUUCUCUCCCAGUUAGAAGUCGCAAACAAUUUGUUUGAGCCAAGUGCUUGUCUCAGUCAGUUGGACAGGAAUGUAAAGAGCUCUGCUGAGUCUGGGCUGUGUCUGCUCUCCUGUUGCUGCUUUCAGCCUUCUCUUCCUGCAGCAGGACAGAAAGAGGGUUGUGUCUGCCCCAAUCUUCUCACAAAUGGCAACGACUGGGGCAAGUGCUCUCCUAGACCCUGACGGAGUGGCCUCACUCUGUUCGAUGUGAAAGCAGAGCUGGGGCAGGCAAAGGAACUGGUGAUUAAAAUAAAGGGAAACAUGAACCAUGGAGCUGAGGUGAACUCUCGAAACUCCAGCAAGAACAAAGGGUGUAAGAUGUCGGCGCUACAGAAACUGGAGAAUCUGGCUGGCCGGAUCUUUUACUGGGGCCCACGGAGUGAUGCAGGGGCGCCUGACUGUGGAGACACAGCCUCUGAAUCAGAGCACACAGCUGCUUGGAAUGAGCACAUGAAAGAGUUUCUUGCCAAAGCCAAAGAAGAUUUCCUCAAGAAAUGGGAGAACCCAGCACAGAACACAUCCAGCCUGGAUCAUUUCGACCGGCUCAAGACCCUGGGUACAGGCUCCUUUGGGCGAGUGAUGCUCGUGAAGCACAAGGAUACCGGGAAUUACUUUGCCAUGAAAAUCCUUGACAAGCAGAAAGUUGUGAAGCUGAAGCAGAUUGAGCACACCCUCAAUGAAAAGCGCAUACUCCAGGCUGUGAACUUCCCAUUCCUUGUCAGGCUAGAGUAUUCCUUCAAGGAUAACUCAAAUCUGUACAUGGUAAUGGAAUAUAUCCCAGGCGGUGAGAUGUUCUCCCACCUACGGCGGAUUGGCAGGUUCAGUGAACCUCAUGCCCGGUUCUAUGCUGCUCAGAUUGUGCUGACCUUUGAGUACCUGCACUCACUAGAUCUCAUCUACCGAGACUUGAAGCCUGAGAACCUCCUCAUUGACCAGCAGGGCUACAUUGAGGUAACAGAUUUUGGCUUUGCCAAACGAGUGAAAGGUCGAACAUGGACCCUUUGUGGAACACCAGAAUAUUUGGCUCCUGAAAUCAUUCUGAGCAAGGGUUAUAACAAAGCCGUAGACUGGUGGGCCUUGGGAGUCCUCAUCUACGAGAUGGCAGCUGGCUAUCCUCCAUUUUUUGCAGACCAGCCCAUUCAGAUCUAUGAAAAAAUUGUCUCUGGAAAGGUUCGCUUCCCUUCUCACUUCAGCUCAGACCUGAAGGAUCUGUUACGUAACUUGCUCCAGGUAGACCUCACCAAACGCUUUGGCAACCUCAAAAAUGGAGUCAAUGACAUCAAGAACCACAAGUGGUUUGUUACCACUGAUUGGAUUGCCAUCUACCAACGGAAGGUGGAAGCCCCCUUUAUACCAAAGUGCAAAGGCCCUGGCGAUACAAGUAACUUUGACGACUAUGAGGAAGAGGAGAUCCGAGUGUCCAUCACGGAAAAGUGCGCCAAGGAGUUUGCAGAAUUUUAGGGCCAGCCCCCUCCCCCUUGCUUUGUGUGCCCAGGGAAAGGAAGGGCUGGAUUUGAUCAGCCCAAAGGGCCAGAGUUCCUUGCCUAUAUGUUAAUUUUGGGAGGUGGGAGAGUGUUGGGGUUCACCUGGAUCUGUUUGGGAAGAAGAAAAAGGGGAGUUAAUUUUGAAGCUGUAGAAAAGAGAGGAGUCCAAGAGCCCUCCAUCCGCCUCCCACCGCAAGCUGCAAGGUGGUUCCCAGGCACUCUCAGGAAGGUUUUAAACAAAUUCCCUUCUUCCUCACACUGACUCCAACCCAUACACAAACCCAAAUCAAACAAUCCCUGGUUUAUUGAUGGCUUUCCCCCCUCCUUUUCUUUUCUUUUCUUUUUUGAGGGGAAAGGGGGUAUUUUGCAAUUCAUCCUCACCUAUAAGGUUUGGCUCAUGGGGCAUUGCAAAAAAAAUUCUAGAGGGGGGAGGGCAAGAAGUAAACACAUCCAGAUGGCACUUUGGUGUUCAGACCAGCACUGCAUGGGUUAAUGGCCCAGCCUUCUCCCCUUGCCCUGUAGGGCAAGCCUGUCCUUUUAUCAAUGUUUUUUCCUAGGCUCCUUUUAUUAACUUUAAAGAAAAGUUUAAAGAAUAGUUGGCUGGCUUUAAAAAUGGUUUUAACAGUCUUGGUGGGACAGUGCUUUCAUAUGCUCUGUUUCUAGAACACGUAAAAUUCAGCAGGAAUUUUAACUCUGUAAAAAACAGCUGGGUUUUAGCGUAAAGAAUUUGGUUUUUUUGGGGGGAGGGAUAGAAAAGGCAAUGUAUUUCCCAUCCUAGUCCUCUGGUCUGUGGGAAGGAGGGAGGGCAUAAUACUCACACCUUUAAGGGGGAGGGGGAAGUGAUUGGUUGAUAGCUGGUGCAGGAGUAUUCAGAGAAGGGACCCUGACUGGUUUGUCUUUCUUAAAUGUGCACACACCCCUUCUCUCUCCCAUCCCCUCUCCACAUCCAAAAUAUCUCUGAAGAACAGCUCCACCACCCCGCCCCAUUAGAGUGGAGGAGAAACAAGCCAGCUCUAGUCUGCUCUGGGAAACAUCUGUAUCUAACUAGCUGCGCCUUGGACAGGCUUACCCCUCUUGGUAGCAGCUGGGAUGGGCAAAAUACAGUCACACACAGUCUUUCCCAAUCUAUUUCGAACCUUGCCCCCAUGCUCUUGAUAUCGGGAUCUUUCCAGUCCUGUGACAGAAACUCCAUUACUCCAGUCCUCAAGGGCUACAUCCACUUGCUGUGUGCUUAUGCUCUGGUGACAGAGGGUGUGGAUGGAAGGCCUAGUCCUGUUGUAAAGGAGCAGAGAGGAGUUGAGAGAUCCAUCCACUCGCGCAAGCUGAUACCAGUGCUAACAAGGGAGGUGGCCUGUUCUGACUUGGCAUGAGAGGUGGCGUCCACUGUGGAAUAGUUCUCAGAGAGAUCUGGACGCCAAGGUAGCUGUGCUCAAAGGGUGUGGAGGGAGGGCACCUUGUGUUUCUCCCUGAAUUUGUUCUGACUCUUUCCCUCCCCUUUCCAAUGCAAUGCCUCUUUGUGUUCUGUCUUCACCUACCCCACUCCAAACACACUCUUUCUAUACUCACCACCAGUUUAGUUUCUUCUGUUCUCUUUCCGUGGCUGAGGAGCAAAGCAGGCUUCUCUUAGAUUUGUAGAUGAAUUAUAUAACAUGUACAGAAGCUCUGUGAGGAGUAGACAGGCUUUGCUUGCCUCUCCAACUCCUUUUCCUCCUUUUCCCACCAAGAAGUUCAUCCGCCCCCCACUCUGGGUUGGGUUGGGGAGAAGUGGAGCCGAGUAGCCACCCGCUCCCUGCCUCGGAAAAGAAAACACACUUCUAUGUAAUCCAACAAAACUUGUUUCACAGAGGAAAACAACAGCAACAACAAAUCCUAUUUCCUCUUUAACAGUGUGCUUUGUUGUAAACAUAUUUGAAACUAUUACCAAUAAAGUUUUGUUUAAAAAAAAAA